Messenger RNA from Cydia splendana, 2363 nucleotides. It is a transcript of the gene POLDIP2, whose product is annotated as polymerase delta-interacting protein 2. Gene Ontology annotation, molecular function: DNA binding. The transcript has 6 exons. Gene Ontology annotation, biological process: error-free translesion synthesis. Bases 81 to 1112 code for a protein of 343 amino acids. NCBI's taxonomy places the organism in Eukaryota, Metazoa, Arthropoda, Insecta, Lepidoptera, Tortricidae. The record is from RefSeq and is a predicted model, not a curated record. Gene Ontology annotation, cellular component: nucleus; mitochondrial nucleoid.
CAUUGGCUUAUUUCCGUCAGCUAUUUGUCAAACAAAAACAUCUCGAUAACACGAAAAAAAUAACUAGUUACAAUGAUAAAAUGGAGAUAUUAUUGAGAUUUGUGCCAACAAAUCCAUUAAGAUUAACCAUUUCUAGAAUUUUAGUUAACCAAGUAGUUCAUUACACUAGAUUGGCUGAAGUCGGAAAACUCGAAGCUCCGAAGACUUCUGGCAAAUAUGACACCGGGCAGUUAAUUCUACAUAAGGUUUUCGGGUAUAGAGGAGUGAUUCUGUUCCCUUGGCUGGCGAGAGUGUACGAUAGAGAUGCAUCCAAUAAGAAGGAGAAUCCUGAGACCACGGGCACAGGAGAAGCCACCGGGGAUACGCUCUCUAACGUAGGCAAAGAGGUCAAAGGCAGGACUCACACCUUUUACCAGGUGCUGAUAGAUACAAGGGAUGCACCUUACAUACGAGCUCAAACAGAGGCAGUGACGUUCCUAGGCAAUCAGGAGUCGUCUCGCAGCCUAUACGCCAUCCCGGGGCUGGACUACGUGGCGCAUGACGACAUCAUGCCCUACUCGUCCGUGGAGCGCGUUCCACUGCAGCAUGAGCUGUUCGACAAGUUCCUCAUGCACAAUCCGGACAAGGACCCACCCUUCAUAGCGCAGGAGACGCUCCGCGCGUGGCAGAAGAAGAACCACCCAUGGCUCGAACUGAGUGACGUGCACCGCGAGACCACUGAGGGCGUGCGUGUCACCGUCAUACCGUUCUACAUGGGUAGCCGCGAGAGCCAGAAUUGCGCCGUCUACUGGUGGCGGUACUGCAUCCGACUAGAAAACCUCGGCGCAGCGGCAGUCCAACUGCGCGAGCGGCACUGGCGCAUCUUCUCCCUCUCCGGCACCCUCGAGACCGUGCGGGGCCGCGGCGUGGUCGGCCAGGAGCCCGUGCUGGCCCGGCACUCGCCCGCCUUCCAGUACUCCAGCCACGUGAGCCUGCAGGCGCCCUCGGGACACAUGUGGGGAACGUUCCGCAUGGAGCGCGAGGACGGCUACACGUUCGACUGCCGCAUCCCGCCAUUCUCCCUCGAGAGCAAACCCGACGACGCGCCCGCGCCGCCCGCACCCUCCGCGUGACGUCACACGCCUAUUUAAAUGGCGACGAGGAAAACGGGGAGGCGGUUAUUAGUUGGCGACGAGGGAAGCAGAACUAAACGUUAUUUAAUUUUAUUGACUAUAUUUAAUUUUAUUAAUAUUGUUUUGAUCAUACUAGUCGCAUCGAAAUCAUACUGACUACAAAUACUACUCACAAUAAACCGUAGGUAUAAUUUCUUGAUAUUAUUUUUGGCCCAACUUGACAUCUAAAUUUAAGCAUUAAUGAAACUAUAAUUAUGUUAACGACUUAAGUUUCUGUGUGCAAUUGAAAUUGUAGCUUGAGAUUAAGUAAAUACAUUCAUUAUACAAUAAAUACUCUGUGAUAGCAUACAAUUUAUUAUCAUUUGUCACAAAGAUUAUAUAUACCAACAAUUGUUUAAACUUCUGCUUCCUAAAUUGCGAUCUAAAUGGCAAGGUAGUGCAAUAACAUCGUGAUUGUGAUCGUAUAUAACCAUUUUAAAAUUGUGACUUGUAAACUACAGAAGCUGAAAAACGAACUUCAAAACAUCUUUAAAAAUGCACCUAGUAAAACUAAACUAGAACUUGAAAACUAUUCAGUUCAAUUUCUAUAAAAAUAAUUUAUCCGGUUCGAACCAGUUUUUCUUAUCAAAACCUUGAACUGGUUAAUAUGUAUAAUAAUUUUAUGACAUCACGAAAUCCCAUAAUAAUAAACAUGAAUGUGCGUCAUAUAACUGACUUGUCGCUUCUAUUUAUGGGAUUUCGUGUUGACAUAAAAUUAGCGAGCCGCCGACAAUUAGCGAGUGACAAUAAGCUGGUUGUUUUAGUUUAGAAAAAAGUUUCGUACAUAAUUUCCUUCCAUAUUCCAUAUGUACGAUUUAUGUGCAAGAAAACUGCAAAUAGCUUUUCUCCGCCGGUGGAAUCGGUGUCAUAAUGAUGGUGAUUUUUUAUCAAGUUACCUCAUACAUAUAAGCUGAUAAUCUAAUGAAAAGUUCUAUUUUGAAUAUCGUUUCUCAGUGUUCUUUAAAGUCAAAAUCCGUUAUGUUAUAGACAUUAACAAAUUUUAACUGUUAUCGCAUCGACGACGUUAACAUUCUAGCCAAUUCUUUAGGAAAAGUAGCAUGUCGCUGUCAGAAAUAGUUGUAUUUAUAUUAUAAUUUAAUUAUAGUAUUUAUGAACCUAUUCAUUGCAUCCCCUUGUUUGUUCCACUUGAAACUCUUUAGUCAUUUUUUUAAAUAAAUGCAUAGAUCUUUAUUAAAAUUACAGUAUUGUGAA